AUGGAGGACCAGCUGCUGUGUUGCGAGGUGGACUCCAUCAAGAGAGCCCACCAGGACGUCAACCUGCUCAACGACCGAGUCCUCAACACCAUGCUAAAGGCGGAGGAGAGCUACCUGCCGUCCCCCAACUACUUAAAGUGUGUGCAGAAAGAAAUAGUGCCCAAAAUGAGGAAGAUAGUUGCUACCUGGAUGUUAGAGGUCUGCGAGGAACAGAAAUGUGAAGAGGAGGUUUUUACUCUGGCUAUGAACUAUUUGGACAGAUUUUUAUCAGUGGAAGCAACCAAGAAAACGAGACUGCAGCUGCUGGGAGCCACAUGCAUGUUUCUGGCAUCCAAGAUGAAGGAGACGGUUCCCCUAACGGCAGAGAAACUCUGUAUCUACACCGACAACUCUGUGCUUCCUGACGAACUCCUGCAAAUGGAGCUGCUGGUCCUCAACAAGUUGAAGUGGGACCUGGCCGCUAUCACACCCCACGACUUUAUCGAGCACUUCCUGUCCAAGCUGAAGAUCCACCAGUCCACCAAGCAGAUCCUCAGGAAACACGCCCAGACGUUUGUGGCACUCUGCGCCACAGAUGUUAACUUCAUCGCUAGUCCACCAUCCAUGGUAGCAGCAGGCAGUGUAGUCGCAGCUGUGCAAGGCCUGUACCUGAAAAGUCAAGACUCUUCCCUUUCCUCUCAGAACCUCACCAACUUCCUGUCACAGGUCAUCCGCAGUGAUCCGGACUGCCUGAGAUCAUGUCAGGAACAGAUCGAGUCUCUGCUGGAGUCCAGCCUACGACAGGCCCAGCAGUACAGCGGCAGUGCCACAGAAACCAAACGCCUGGAGGAGGAUGUGGACCUGUCCUGCACACCCACAGACGUCAGAGACAUUAACAUUUGAAGCCACAGACAGAAAUGCGGCUGCUGUGCACCACCACCUGAUAAUCGAGGGAAAGCUGUUGUGGAUUAGAAGGGUGUCCAUGGGUGGAGGGUCCCUCUCCCUCCUGCUAACCAACAUGUCACUCGCAUGCAACGCCACCUUGCUACGACUGCUAAGAAGAGACAGAGCCCCCUGCUGCUGGCCCUGUAACUAUUGUCAUAAGUUCCUUAUUGUUUUCUCAGUGUCCCCUCUCACCCAGGACAGUGAACUCGACAUGAGAAGAUGGAAGAGAAUAAAGAAUGGAGACACUGUGGGCUGGAGGAAAAAACCCACAACAAGACAUUUUGUAGACCACCCUCCCACUCGCCCCUCGCCUUAUUCCCCCAGUUAUUAACUAAGAAUCUUUUAAUUGCCACAGACUGAAGUCUCCUACUACAACAUCCCAAAGUGUCACAUGCAGCAGGUAGUUGUAGUCUUAAAGAGAGGAGAUUUAUUUUGUUUGUCCCUAGAAUGUUUGAGACUUCCUGUCCAAGCUCUCCCUUGUUUGUCGUGUUACAGUGCAGACAUCCUUAUACCCCUGAUUGCUUUUGUUUAGUCACUUUAUUAUAUACAUACAUAUAUGUAUGUGUAUAUAUAUAUACAUAUAUGAACCUAGACCCUUCUAUCAGCUAGUCUCAAACCUCAUUGGUCCAAAAUUUGUCUUUUUUUAGAAGUGGAAGAAGCUCUGACAUAGAGCUUGCUGCUGUCACGGCUUGGGUUAAAACUUUUUUUUUUUCAUCCAACCUUUCUGCAAUUUGAUGAGAUCAAAUUCAUGCAAACAUGAGCAGACCGAUCCACACGUUCAUGGUUUUUUUUUACUUUUCUGUGUAGUAGUAUUCUAAUACCAUUCCACCGUUAAGUUUUUUGUUUUUCUUUAAAAAAAAAAGCACUUUUGGUCAGCACUGCUGGCUCCUCUGAGAGACAAAACCCUGGUGACAAAGUUCAGAAAACAUGGAAACAAAAACAAGGAUCUGAGCAGGAGAAAGCAGGUGGUCGUGGAGUCGAGCAGUGAAUACUGAUGUGCAGUGUGACACGUUCCUGAAUGCUGCCCCACAUUGGCCUGGAGGCAUCAGUUUGGAGUUUUUUUUGUUUUUUUUUGUUUUUUUUGGGCACUAAAAGAAAUUGCCACCAGGGACAGUGGUUGAGUUGAUCUCUUGAAGAACACUUGUAAUUCACAAAACUGAACUACAAUUUAUGAUCAGAAUUAAAAUGAAACAGUUACAAACACUGUUACACUGCAUCUGACCUUUUCAGAUGUUUUGGUUUUGACUGUUGACAUAGCUUUCUGAUAGCCAAACAUGCUAUCAUUAUGUUUUCACACUAAACCCACUAAGUUGCUCUUAGUUUACCCUCUGCUGGAUCUCAUAGAAAUGACCUCAGACCUCUGAACUUUCAACUUGCAGUGGAAAAUCUUGAAUAUAUGGUUGUGCAGAAUUCCAGAAAAUAUAAUUACACUUUAAUGACAAUUUGGUAUUGUAGUGCCCCCCAGCCCCAACCUCAUGCAGUAUCAUAAUAUUAUAAUCAUGCUGCAUAUUAUUAUUAAUAUUUGCCCUUAGCCAAACUUGAUGUCUUCAGUUAAACCGCAUUGUGGUGAGAUUGUCAUAAAGCCACCAGGACGUCCAUCACUGCUCAUGGGUUGUAGGAUUCUGGGAUGAAGCUUUAAAAAGAAAAAGAAAAUGGAUAACAGGAGUGUUGAGACAUGAUUUUGCACAAACUGAAAAGAUGGGCUGUGUUUCAUGAGAGCAAAUCUGAAAAAAAAAUUGCCACCAGGGGGUGAGGAUAAGGAGGAAGAGGUGCAGCAGUAAAGUAUGAAAAAUAAGGGUGAAGGCUUCAGGGGGCGCUGUGGAGUCAAAGCCAGGGGUUCUACACAAGAGGAGUCGGGUCAAAUCAAGAACGUCUUUGUAGGAACCCUGAAAAUGAGGUUUCUGAUUGUAAAUAAAGGAUGGAGAGAGAGAGAGAGUUGGAGAGAAACACUCCUUAUAUUCUGCUGCUAUAGAAUAAUAAAUCCCAGCUACAUGUUUUUAUAUUAAAAAAAAGAAAAAAAAUGUCAAAUUAAUUGAAAUCAAUGCUUUUCUCCUGUUUGCUGCUACAUUUUUGGAUGUUUUUUAUUAUUAUACGUAUGUAUGUCAAUAUACUGCCAUUUUAGGUUUGAAUUUUCUCAUAGAAAAUCCUGUUAUUGACAUCCUCAGCUUUUAUGUAGAUUCUAUGUGAUUUUGUUUUUUGUUGUCAUGUUUUUUUCUGUAAUUACACAAUGAUUCUAAUAAUAUUCCAAAAAAAAAAAAACAAACAAACAAAAUGGAAAAAAAAAACACCACGAGACAAUGUACAGAAGACUCUUCAAUCCAUUAUACCUCGUGUGACAGUCCAGAUCUAUCUCUGAUUUGUAGUGCUGACUUUGUAUGUGUGUAGUUCUGAUUCGUUUGGACUUGUUGGUUCAGUGCCUACCAGCUCUGUUAAACCUGCCUCUGUGAUGGAAACGGCGCGAGUCCCAGUCCAGGGCAUGCUUUGAUACUGGUGCCAUAACUGAAAAAUGGGAUAUGUAUAACUCUGUUGAGUGUUAAGCUGUCUCGCUGAAAGAGACUUUAUCCGCCUUUAGGCCCAUGGAGGCCGAACCUUCCUCCCUCUCAUCGUUUUUUUUUUUUAUAUUUAUAAAAGAAAGAAAAAAGCUUCAAGUUUCAAGCUGUCAGUGAGUUAACGUGAGGAUGUACAUAGAUUCAGUGUCAUGCUUGGUAAGCCAUCGACUGUUUUUGUUCACUUUUUACAAAAUUGUUUCACACACUUGUGUCUACUUCAGACCAGUUGUCCGCAACUGGAACAAACCACGUAUUAUUUGUGUCGACUACACAAUAAAAGACGUUGUAGAUGGA
Cynoglossus semilaevis (tongue sole) is the source of this 3767-nucleotide messenger RNA. RefSeq names its product G1/S-specific cyclin-D1. The coding region runs from base 1 to 882 and encodes 293 amino acids. The record is from RefSeq and is a predicted model, not a curated record. Lineage: Eukaryota; Metazoa; Chordata; Actinopteri; Pleuronectiformes; Cynoglossidae. The transcript is spliced from 5 exons.